CCUUGAACUUCACGCAUAAAGAUGACCUUGAAUCUCCUGCGUAAAGGCAGCCUUGGGUUCCCGCACCCCCACAGAGAGAUAGCCUUACCUGGGGCAGUGGGACGGGGAGUGGCCGAGACACCCACCGCAGCCGGGCGUCCCGGCAGCGCACCUGCCAGAGAGAGGAUUAAUGCAUUUCGAGACUUGGAGCCAGUAGAACCUCCUAACUGCCACCUCAUUGAGGGAAUUGAAAAUGGCUCUGAAGAUAUUGAUAUACUUCCCAGUGGGCUGGCUUUUAUCUCCAGUGGAUUAAAAUAUCCUGGCAUGCCAAGCUUUGCACCAGAUGAGCCAGGACAAAUCUUCAUGAUGGAUCUGAAUGAGCAGAACCCAAGAGCCCAGGCACUGACAAUCAGUGAUGGUUUUGACAAAACAUCAUUCAAUCCACAUGGGAUCAGUACUUUCAUUGACAAAGACCAUACUGUGUACCUUUAUGUUGUGAAUCAUCCCCACAUGAAGUCUACUGUGGAGAUAUUUAAAUUUGAGAAACAACAACGUUCUCUGGUUCACCUGAAAACUAUAGAACACGAACUUCUCCAAAGUGUGAAUGACAUCGUGGCUCUCGGACCAGAACAGUUCUAUGCCACCAGAGACCACUAUUUUACCAGCCACUUCUUGUCACUAUUAGAGAUGUUCAUAGAUCUUCAGUGGACUUAUGUUCUUUUCUAUAGUCCAAGGGAGGUCAAAGUGGUGGCCGGAGGAUUUAGUUCUGCCAAUGGGAUCACAGUCUCACCAGACAAAAAGUAUAUCUAUGUAGCUGAUGUAACGGCUAAGAACAUUCAUGUAAUGAAAAUUCACGAUAACUGGGAUUUAACUCGACUGAAGGUAAUACAGUUGGACACCUUAGUGGAUAACUUAACUAUCGAUCCUGACACAGGAGAUAUUUUGGCAGGAUGCCAUCCUAAUGCCAUGAAGUUGCUGGUCUAUAACCCCAAGGAUCCUCCAGGGUCAGAAGUACUUCGCAUCCAGGAUGUUCUGUCUGAGAAGCCCAGGAUAAGCACGGAGUAUGCCAACUCGGGCUCUGUGCUUCAGGGCAGCUCUGUGGCUUUUGUGCACAACAGGAGACUUCUCAUAGGCACCGUAUUUCACAAAGCUCUGUACUGUGAGCUCUAGACUCCAGAUGAGCCAAGAGUCUACAUGUUUAGUAAAAGUAAAACCCUAAUUCUAGGAUGAGGGGACUGCAAGUAAAUCACAAACACCAACAGAAGUGUGUCUGGCUUUCCUUACAGAUAGAAUUAAAGAAGCAGAGAGAUUCCAUAAUAUUCACCAAGUUGCAAAUCAAGAUAGUGACAGUCCAACAAUGAGCCAAAUCUCUCAACUGUUUUGUCCAGUACUCCCAGUAUUCUUUCCACCUAGGACUCCUUGGUAGCUGUGUGUCAAAAUCACCUCCUACAACAGUCAUGUUCUGAGCCUGCUCCAAUCUAGCCCA
Messenger RNA from Myotis brandtii (Brandt's bat), 1465 nucleotides. RefSeq names its product paraoxonase 3 (gene PON3). Gene Ontology annotation, molecular function: arylesterase activity. The transcript is spliced from 9 exons. Bases 22 to 1149 code for a protein of 375 amino acids. NCBI's taxonomy places the organism in Eukaryota, Metazoa, Chordata, Mammalia, Chiroptera, Vespertilionidae. Gene Ontology annotation, cellular component: extracellular region. The record is from RefSeq and is a predicted model, not a curated record.